AUGUCGAUGUCUUCUACAUUGGUCCUCGGACUAUUAGCAUCUGCCACAUCUGCCCUCGUUGCUAGGGAUUCCACGCUGUCUGCCCGUCAAGGACCAGCCUAUUCUUACCUGGGAUGCUACACGGAAGGCACCGGGGUACGGGCCUUGGGUGCGUACAACAGUGUCAACUACACCACGAUGACGGUCGAAAUAUGCGCCGGUCUUUGCUUGCCGACAUACACGCUGUUCGGAUUGGAAUAUGGCGGAGAGUGCUGGUGUGCCAACGUCUUUGGCACAGGUGCAGUCGCCGCACCUGAGACCGAGUGCAGCAUGCCCUGCGGUGGAAGUGCAACUGAGAUUUGCGGAGCAGGCAACAGACUCAGCGUCUACUCAACAACACCUGCUGCGCCAGCUGCUCCAGUCCAUGUGCCGGCCGCGGGUGGCUACACCAGAACUGGCUGCUACACAGAGGGGAACGGCACCAGAGCCUUGUCGGGCGCUGAGGAGGUUAACUAUGCUACCAUGACCGUGGAGAUAUGUGCCGCAUUCUGCGCGACGGGUUCGUUCCAGGUCAUGGGCGUUGAAUAUGGAGGCGAAUGCUAUUGCGGAAGUCUGACCCAAUUCAGCGCAAGCGGGUCUGUCGUAGCACCAGAUAGUGAAUGUUCAAUGCUCUGCGCUGGAAAUUCGACCGAAUACUGUGGUGCUGGGAACCGCUUGGACUUGUACCAGACCACUGCACCUUAG
Molecule: messenger RNA, 723 nt
Organism: Venustampulla echinocandica
Lineage: Eukaryota; Fungi; Ascomycota; Leotiomycetes; Helotiales; Pleuroascaceae
Product: WSC containing protein
Exons: 2
Coding region: 1-723 (240 amino acids)
Cellular component (GO): plasma membrane
Source: RefSeq, a predicted model, not a curated record